Molecule: messenger RNA, 327 nt
Organism: Nicotiana tabacum (common tobacco)
Lineage: Eukaryota; Viridiplantae; Streptophyta; Magnoliopsida; Solanales; Solanaceae
Source: RefSeq, a predicted model, not a curated record
UUGCGGCAUGAAUUCAGCUUGUGCAGAGUUUACAAGAAAUCAAAGUGUGUUAGGGCAUUUGACAGAAGGCCAACUGGUUUUGGUAUUAUUGAAGGAACAGUACCCCCUCAACCACUAAAUGAUACUGGAGAUGAUGUGGCUGCUACACCGUCAAACCAGAAUAUUAGUCCUUCAAAAGAUAAAAAUUUACCCGCACUCAAUGCUUACUUAAUGGAAAGCUCAUCUUCAGGAGAGGAGCAUGCUCCUACAUCACAACCUGUGGAAACUUCAAAUGAUUUGGAUUUUUCUGAUGUCCCCUUAUGGGAUUGGGACUGCAACUUUAUUUAA